Molecule: messenger RNA, 1384 nt
Organism: Magallana angulata
Lineage: Eukaryota; Metazoa; Mollusca; Bivalvia; Ostreida; Ostreidae
Product: transforming growth factor beta activator LRRC33-like
Exons: 1
Coding region: 2-1384 (460 amino acids)
Cellular component (GO): extracellular matrix
Molecular function (GO): protein binding
Source: RefSeq, a predicted model, not a curated record
UAUGAAGUAUUUACGGACGUUGACAGUCUUUCUGCUGUUGGUCAUACAUACGUGUAUACCAGAUGGAAUGGCUUCAACGUCACACUGCCCGGACUCCGUCUGUUUCUGUCGGGUUUUGGACACCGCAGACUGCUCUUACAGAAAUCUCAGCAAUAUACCAAGUGGUCUCCCAGCCUCGAUUCGGUCUCUGGUUAUGUCGGGGAACCCAUUGUAUUCUCUUUCCGAUGAUUUCUUUCGUCCUGUUGAAAACCUUACCUUGAAGAAUUUAGCUCUAGAUAAAUGUAAUAUUUUCAGAAUGUCUACCUUUACUCUAGAACCAUUGAGAUCACUAGAGAUGUUGGAUCUUUCCAGUAAUAAGUUAUACAACGCCAUAUUAGAUGAAUGUACUGAGAAACUGGGGUACUCGACCCUUAAGGUUUUGAACCUGUCGGGAAAUUUGUUGUAUACUUUAGACGCUAUAUAUAAUUUUUUGGAAAACAAAUGGUUUUCAAAUUUGACAGACCUUAUUAUGCAACAAAGUCAGGUUAGAAAAGUGGAAAUGAAGAGUUUAAAAAAUCUUCUUUAUCUGCAAACACUUGAUUUGAGCCAAAACGCCAUAGAACAAUUUUCUUCAUAUGGAUUGCCGACUCUAAAAACUUUGGAUCUGUCAUCGAACUCCCUUCCAGAAUUCCCGAGGCCUUGCAAUGGUUCAAAUAAUCCUUUUUAUCCGAAAUUAGAGAACCUAUUUCUCCGCAGAAAUCGAAUCUCGGAGACCUAUUUCCUCGAAGAUUACGGACAUUGCUUAACAGCUUUGGUCAAAUUAGACCUUUCUCUGAAUCCUAUAAAGAUUAUUCUGCCAUUUGCUUUUGUAUAUUUUAAGGAUUUGACAUAUCUAUAUUUAGAACAGCUUUUGAGUGUCAUAGAAGUGAACAAGUUUGCUUUUGCAACCCUAAAUCUACGAGAGCUUUCGAUAGGAAACACUGUAAAGGGAUACAUGAAUGUGGUUGAUUUUAAUACGUUUCUUCUUUACAAUCCCUUUUUGAAAAAUCUAACACUGAAUAACAUAAAUCUAUCUCUUGUAAACACAUCAAGGAUGCUUUCUAAGUUGACUAAUCCAACUUCCCUGUCUAUCCUAAACUGUAACAUACAAAACGUCCCCACCUUAACAAAUCUUCCAUUGCUAUCGUCGAUUGAUAUGAGCUUUAAUCCAAUUCAGUCUCUGCAUGCUGAAGCCUUUCAAUUCCUGGGCAAAUUAAAGUAUAUCUCUUUAAAGAGUAAUGCGCUUACAUCCGUUACACUUGAAUCUUUACCAAGAGUUCUCUGGGAUACGAGUGAUGUUUUGAUUGAUCUCUCAUCAAACCCCUUCGAUUGUGUCUGUAGUUUGGAGUGGUUCGUUAUGGUAUGA